AUGCUGCCCCUGCCAAGAAGCAGCCCCCACCAUAAAGGCAGCAAGCAGGCCUCACGUCCAUCCCCAACCAAGCCUCCUGUGAAAGCCCCCGUUCCCACCAGUGCUGCUGUUGAUGACGAUGAUGACCUGCCCCCUGAUCCCCCCGAGGUGCCCGCUACCGAGCCGCCGCUGCAGCCCAUCCUGGUGGACCUCUCUCCCCGAGCAGCCGUGGCCCCAGCCGAGGCCCCUGCUCCUAAGCAGCCCAUCGUGAAGAAUGACAAGGGGUCCGGAACAGAGUCUGACAGCGAUGAGUCUGUACCAGAGCUCGAAGAGCACGACUCCACACAGGCCACGACACAGCAGGCACAGCUUGCAGCAGCAGCUGAAAUAGAUGAAGAACCUGUUAGCAAAGCAAAACAGAGCCGGAGUGAAAAGAAAGCACGGAAGGCAAUGUCUAAACUCGGCCUCCGCCAGGUGACAGGAGUAACCAGAGUCACCAUCCGCAAAUCUAAGAACAUCCUCUUUGUCAUCACAAAACCAGAUGUGUACAAGAGCCCAGCAUCAGACACCUAUAUAGUCUUUGGAGAAGCAAAGAUUGAAGACUUGUCCCAGCAGGCCCAGCUGGCAGCUGCCGAAAAGUUCAAAGUGCAAGGAGAAGCUGUGUCAAACAUCCAAGAAAACACACAGACCCCCACCGUGCAGGAGGAGAGCGAGGAAGAAGAGGUUGACGAAACCGGAGUGGAGGUGAAGGAUAUCGAGCUGGUCAUGUCCCAGGCCAACGUGUCCCGAGCAAAGGCAGUCCGUGCCCUGAAGAACAACAGCAACGAUAUCGUAAACGCUAUAAUGGAGUUGACGAUGUAGCCGUCCAGAAGGAGGA
Messenger RNA from Meleagris gallopavo (turkey), 856 nucleotides. NCBI's taxonomy places the organism in Eukaryota, Metazoa, Chordata, Aves, Galliformes, Phasianidae. The record is from RefSeq and is a predicted model, not a curated record.